ACAUUUGUGUGCGUGUGUGUGUGUGUGUGUGUGUGUCGAUCAGCGAUGACGUGAGGUGAUUGUUGUCAGCAGCUGUUCAUCCUGAACACGAAGGAAAAGUGGAUGUGUGUGAGUGGAUCGCGUGUCCGUGAGCGCACCGUGACUCGUCUGGAGUGGAGGUAGUGGCGCCGGAUGACCCACGGACUGAGACACCGGAGCCUCGGCAGUCUCCCCGCCGCCGUGUGGCUUACAUAACGGACGGCGGCAUCGUUGAGAGCAGAUAACGGACUCGAUUCUCCAGCGCAGGUCGGAGUUGAAGCCAUUUUCUCUGCACAGGCAGACAGUCACACCAGCUGAGCUCAAAGGCAUCAUUUAGUGUCCGUGUGCACGCCGCACACAACCGCCGCCGCCAGCAUGAACGUGGGCACGGCGCACAGCGAGGUGAACCCCAACACCAGAGUGAUGAACAGCAGAGGCAUGUGGCUGUCCUACAUCCUGGGCAUCGGCCUCCUGCACAUCAUCCUGCUCAGUAUCCCCUUCGCCACCGUCCCUGUGGUGUGGACCCUCACCAAUCUCAUCCAUAAUCUGUGCAUGUAUCUCCUCCUGCACACGGUCAAAGGGACGCCCUUUGAGACCCCGGAUCAGGGCAAGGCUCGCCUCCUUACGCACUGGGAGCAGAUGGACUACGGCGUACAGUUCACCGCGUCACGCAAGUUCCUCACCAUCACACCUAUUGUCCUGUACAUCCUCACCAGCUUCUACACCAAAUAUGAUCGGGUCCAUUUUGUGGUCAACACUGUCUCCUUGCUCACUGUUCUCAUCCCCAAGCUGCCCCAGCUUCAUGGCGUGAGGAUCUUUGGGAUUAACAAGUACUGACAAGGCAGUAGAGGACACCCCCCUUUUUUUUGCCCGAGUCCCCGCGGACUGUGAGAGCACACAGAGGGUUGGCCUUAAGUUGGCCGCAGCUCCGCGAGGAUCUGUGGCUCUUUGGCUCCCGACUCUGAACGAAUCCGGCUGGGGACACUGCCAUGGUAUCAAACUCCAGGAUAGAGACACAGCACUCUGUAGAGAGAGAGAGAGCACAAAGGGAAUGUGUUCUGUUGUGACUGUUUGAGGUCUGUCUCUCUCUGUCUCUCUCUCUCUCUGUGACACUUAAAAUGCAUUUGUAAUCAGAGAAGUGUUCUGAUGAAGUGUCUGAGGAGACAGAGGACAAUGUGGUUGCACAAAUGUUACGUGCCGUUUUACACGCAUUCGCACACUAAGGCAGUUUCCUUUUUGAUAACAGACUGCUGUGUUUAUUCAGCUUGACUCUCUUGUUAAGCGUCUUCUUUCCUCAGGUCUCUGGGAAAGUAAUGCCGCUUUUCCACUACAAGUUUUUUUGGCUUUUACAUUAGUGAAAGUACCCAGUACUUUUUUUUUAGAACGCCGAUAUGAUGCGUGACGUCGUCAGACUGCCGUCCGCUGAUUGGUCAGAGUGCAAGCCGAACAAUGCCGAUAUGUCGAUCAGUUAAAAAGACUUAAAAAUCCUGAAAACCUGCAUUAGUCUCCAACAUUUAGCAUGGAAAUGUCUAAAGUCUCAAUAUUUCACAGAGGAGUCCGGUGUAUUUAGCGACAGCACUGCUGAAAGCCGGCGAUUGUGAUUGUGAUUGCGAUUGUCUUUCAGUUCACUGACUGUGUCUGAGCUCCAGUCAUGCAGGAGAUACUGAGGUAAUCUUUUUAAUGAACUGAUUCUAAUGAUUCAGUUUCAUGCAGGCGAUGAACCCGCCCACAUUGAGGAAGUAAUAUAUUAUAAUUGAAAACCAACCAAUCCGCGUAGAGUGGAGUCGUGCCGGGACCAUGUAGUGGAAAAGCAGGCAUAACAAUACCUUAACGUAAUGGUAAGGGACAUGUGGACACUGUAGCCCUCACUACUCUGCUCAGGGCCAAGAAGUUAAGUUGGGCAACUCUUAUUUUAUCUCACCAUGUCCAUAUUUGGACUCCUCAUCCGGGGUUGUGUCACAGCAGGCCGUCUCUCCGCGGAGUCGUCUGGUCUGUGAGCAGCAAGAAUGCACAAGCGCACUGCAUCGUCCAUCCAACAAAACCAAAGCUUCUGAGUCUGCAGUUUAAGAACCGUUUCUUACGUUAUUCAUUGUUACAAACGGAUGAGGUCUGGUCAAAACACUGGUCAAAAUCUGGAAUAGCUUCUCUAUCACAUAAAUGCCUUACUAAGCACAUUCUGUAAAGAGAAGCAUGUGUCACCAGUGUCAUGUGACCAGCUGUGUGUACUGGUUAUAAGAGAAAAGAAGAGAAACACUGAACAGACAAGUUUAAUUUCGUAAAAUCACUAUCACCAUACACACACAAGGUUGUGAUGUCACUGUCGAACAUCAAUAAUUGUCUCGCCAUCCUUAGGUGUUAGUUUAUAGUCUGAAGCGAGCCAGCACAACAAUCCUCCUAUUAAGUAAUGACAUUUUCAGCUGUUUAUCAAAGUAUCACACAUCCAUGAAAUAUAUAUAUAUUAUUUCAUAUAAUAUGAAAUAUGCUUUCAUUAAUUAUCACGUAAAAACAAUUAUUGUAGAACAGUUGUGUUUCUUUUUUUAGCAUCCCAGAAUGAGCUGUGUUUGUACGGCAGCCCAGAAUGGACAAAUCAAACCCCUGGCUCUAGGCUUUGGCUUUUCAUGGUUCACACAUGAAUGGAGAGCGUGAACUUCACCCCUGAAUCCUACACACAUACAGAAAAGUGAACUACAAGCAAGUUAUUUAUUUACUUUUUAACGUAGUUGAGGACGAAACUGACAUUUCUUUUGUAUGUUUUAUUUUUUUUUUUUUAUUUGCUGUUUACAAAAUGAUUUGGUACACGGUUCAUUGUAAAAGUGCCAAUUGAUGCAGCUUUACAUUUCUUUCUUUUUGACUUGGUUAAAGUCAAGUUGAAUAGCUGUAAUGAUAUUGGUCUACUAAACUUCAUGAGGUUAAUAAAUGAAUUAAUACUAGGUAAAAUGGUUGUUUUACUCUCCCAUCUUUUUUAGAAUAUGACUAGGGACAUUGUUUUGUUGUCGAACAAUCUCGCAUAAUUCCGUUUUAUUACUUUAUGUGGGGGGAGGAUGACUGAAGUGUCCAUGAGCCAUUUCAUCGAGGAUAAGUUGGAAAUGUUAGUCAUGAUUUCAGUUGACUCACAAAACAGAAAUUCCCUCCCUUUAGGAUCAAGUUUGUAUCUGCUUUAGAGGAAAUACGGAACGGACUAAAGUUACAUCUGACUGACAUGUUUGACAAAAUGACACGUGAAAUAUGAAGUCAAAGGUCAUGUCAUUGUCAUCAUUUGCUCCCAUCUGUGUUUUAUGAACAUAUGAAAUGUGUUUACUGACGUUAUCCUGAGCAGUGUUAACAUUAAUAGUGCAGCAGUUGCAGCUUUUCAGUCACAGACUAGUUUUAUUCUGUUCCGUGUUCUGUUCAUUCUUGCUGAAACCAAAAUGAUUCCAUUCUGUUAGGAAUUGGCAUAUUUUGUAACUGACGCAGCCAAUGAUGAGCAUGUCUCUCUGCUGCUGCUGCUGCGGCGUUCAUUUCAUCACCAUCUUCACAAUAAAGGGCUUUUUUUAAGGACAUGCUGUAUGAUUCGGUACAUGUGUUUCUUUUCUUUUUUUUAUGGCCGCACUAUUGAAGAUGUGAUUGAUAUGAAUGUUGAAACUCUUGGCUUCUGUUUGGUGGGAAUUUUGACCAGAUUUCUGAAUGAAAUGUGAAAUUUGACCCCAAAAUACAGUAUUUUCCAAGUGUCAUCUCAAAAUUCCUUAUUAUUCAUUAAGCUGAAAAAUAAGUGAAAUGAACAACAUGUACUUUUAUGUCGUGUGUCUAAUGAACUCAAGUGUGCAGGUCCAGACUGAGCAUUAAAAUGUGAACGUAAACAUUGUAAAAGGCAGGAACACAGUUCUUUGGAAUACUGAGUCAUUGUGUUGACUUGUGUUUAUUUUUGAAGGUAAAGGUCACUUUUAAAAAAAAAAAAAAGUUUAACAGUAAAUCCCUUUAAUCAAGUGGAUUUCCAGUACAGGCAGAGGUCAUCAUUUAAAAUGAAAGUAGUAUAUAUUAUUUUAGUUAUGAGCUGUCUCCAGAGCGGUGGUGUGCAAUCCUUCAUACAUUUUGUGUUGUGACAGCAGUUUAACAUGUUUUUUGUUAGAAGGACACCAGGAAGUCACAGAAAAGCAAUAGUUACUUUAAAAAUGUGCUUUUUGUCCCUAAACGUUACAGCUUUUACUGUAGUGCUGUAGUGCUGUCUCCUCUGUCAGCUCCAGCUGGAAGCCAACCCGCACUUCAAUG
Messenger RNA from Solea senegalensis (Senegalese sole), 4263 nucleotides. It is a transcript of the gene ormdl3, whose product is annotated as ORMDL sphingolipid biosynthesis regulator 3. The transcript has 4 exons. Gene Ontology annotation, cellular component: endoplasmic reticulum membrane. Bases 394 to 855 code for a protein of 153 amino acids. NCBI's taxonomy places the organism in Eukaryota, Metazoa, Chordata, Actinopteri, Pleuronectiformes, Soleidae. Gene Ontology annotation, biological process: intracellular sphingolipid homeostasis; negative regulation of ceramide biosynthetic process; ceramide metabolic process. The record is from RefSeq and is a predicted model, not a curated record.